CAAGCCAUCUUGACUGAAUAUUUAGCCUCAUCCAAGGUGCAUUAAAUUGAUAUCUUUGAGAUUCAACCACCCUUAGGUUGGGAACCAGCAUCAUUAGAAAGGUUAAAACCAUAUCUAUGAAACCGGGUCGUGUUUGUGUGUUGAGCGGAGGUUACGGCGAAGAGUUGACGUGGUGAAGAUGACGCUGUCGCUCCUGAAAUUACCGGCUAGCUAGGCUAAAUGCUGGCAUGUCCGCCUUGGUUGUAGUCUGUCACUAGCUGACAUUAAGCGAGGAGCAGUUUUUCUCGUCUGCCACUCGCGUUGCAGAGGACGAACUCACAAGCAGGCAGUGUAAACUCCUAUGCGGAAGGCCAGGAGGUGGGAAUGUGAGACAGUUGCAGGCAGACUCAACAUGGGCAGGGGUCGAGGAAGAGGGAGAGGAAGGGGCAGGGGAUCAUCUGGCCAGCUGCGGCCCCCCUCGCCCUACAGACUGCAGCUAUCGCCCUCCAGGGAGACUUUAACGUAUGCUCAGGCACAGAAAAUAGUAGAAGUGGACCUUGAGGGAAGGCUUCAUCGGAUUAACAUCACAGAUCCUCUGCCAGUUAUCACAGAGGACGAGAUGAUGGCCCAGGACAUUGCUGAGUGCAACAGCAACAAGGAGAACAGUGAGCAAACGCAGAGUAGAACCAGAUCGUGGAGGAAACCCUCAAACAGUAAAAGCAGGAGGAGCAGUAAGAAUACGUCUCACCAGAACCAACGGUCUGGAUCGCAGCAGAACACAGGAUCUACUUAUUCUGUCCAGCACCCGUCCCACCAAAGCCCUUUGCCUGAGCCAACCUUCCGUUUGCUGGGUUCAGUUUCCCCCUCAGAGGCACCUCCUCUCCCAUCAGCUUACUAUCGUUUCAUAGAAAAGUCCCUAGAGGAGCAGGACAGCGUGGCUGAGUACGACAUGGACGAGGAGGACCUUGCCUGGCUGGAGAUGGUAAACCAUAAGAGAGUGUGUGACGGUCAUGCCUCUGUUUCAGCGGACACCUUUGAACUGCUGAUUGACCGUCUGGAGCGUGAAUCAAUCCUGGAGUCUCGCAGUCAGGCACUGUCACAGAGUGCAGUCGACGAGGAUGCUUUUUGCAGCGUCUGCCUGGACGACGAGUGUCUAAACAGUAAUGUGAUCCUGUUCUGUGACAUCUGCAAUCUGGCUGUCCACCAGGAGUGUUAUGGUGUACCCUAUGUACCUGAGGGUCAGUGGCUGUGCCGCUGCUGCCUGCAGUCCCCCUCCCGCCCUGUAGACUGUGUACUCUGUCCCAACAGAGGAGGUGCCUUCAAACAGACAAGUGAUGGACGUUGGGCCCAUGUUGUCUGCGCCAUAUGGAUCCCAGAGGUUUGCUUUGCCAAUACAGUGUUUUUGGAGCCUGUAGAGGGAGUUAAGAACAUCCCUACUGCUCGCUGGAAGCUUACCUGCUACCUGUGUAAGCAGAAAGGCAGGGGAGCGUCCAUUCAGUGCCACAAAGCCAACUGUUAUAGGGCCUUUCAUGUCACCUGUGCCCAGAAGGCCGGCCUCUUCAUGAAAAUAGACCCGGUGCGGGAGACAAGUGUCAACGGGACCACCUUCUCUGUGAAGAAGACGGCUUUCUGUGAGCAUCAUUCUCCAGUUGGGUCGCGGGGAAGGGAUGGGUCUGGAGACGAAUCCGUCGAAGGGAGACUGGUGGGAGGCAGGGGUAACAGAGGUCAAAGGUCAUACACUCAAAGUCCCCCCUCGCCGCUGAACAAGAAAGCUACCAAGGGCCAAAAGAAGAAGAACACAAAGGGGUCCCGUGGGUCAACACGUCGCUCAAAUGUGCCUGUGCUGCUUGUGCCUCAGAUUCCUUCACACAGGCUGAACAAGAUCUGCACAGGAGUGGAAGUCCAAAGGAAGAAUCAGUUCAUGCAGAGGCUUCAUAACUACUGGUUAUUGAAGCGACAGUCACGAAACGGGAUGCCUUUAAUACGGCGGCUUCAUUCCCAUCUUCAGGCCAACAAGACAGCAGAGCAGAGGGAGCCUGAUGAGAAGCUGUGCGCUGCAAGAGAGGAGCUACGGUACUGGCAAAAGCUGAGGCAAGACUUGGAAAGAGCCAGACUAUUGGUGGAACUCAUUCGCAAGAGAGAGAGGCUAAAGAGAGAGCAGAUGAAAGUUCAGCAGGCUGCUCUUGAAUUGAAGCUGACCCCUGCAUUGGUGCUUCUGCGAUCCACUUUAGACCAACUGCAAGAGAAGGACACUUCAAAAAUCUUCUCUCAGCCUGUCACUCUGUCUGAGGUUGGUGAGGUCCCAGAUUACUUGGAGUUUAUUUCUCAACCCAUGGACUUCUCCACCAUGCGCACCAAACUGGAGGGACACGCCUACUGCUCCAUCGCAGACCUAGAGAAGGACUUUGACCUCAUGAUCUCCAACUGCCUCAAGUACAACUCCAAGGACACCAUGUUUCACACGGCAGCCUUACAAAUGAAGGAGGUGGGUGGAGCGGUUCUACGUCACAGCCACAGACAGUCCCAGAGCAUCGGCCUGGACCCACAUACAGGGAUGCAUCUCCCUGAGACUCUGAACGCACACAGCUUCUACUCCUCUACGUGGGACGACAUCGAUUCUCUCUUGGACCCAGACAACAGGCUUCACUUGAGCACUGACGAGCAGCUAAAGGCCUUAUUGGACAAACUGGACGUGGUCACAUCAAUGCGAACCAGCGGUGGUCGAACCAAACGCAUUAGGCUGCUGCGCAGAGAGAUCAACGCACUCAGACAGAAGAUGAAUCAGCAGCAGCAGCAAAACUCUCAGUCUGUAAAUGGAAUUGACAAGGAAGAUGAAGAAAAUGAAGAUGAGGAGGAGGAGGGGCAAGAAGAAGAUAAGAAGCCGCAGAAGGAAAAGAAAAAGGGGAAGCCUAAUGUCGAUAAUGGACCUUUGAAAGAAGUGUCCCACUCCAGAACAGAUGACUCUCCACCUGUGCUGGAACUAACCUGUCCAGUAUCAUCGCCGCUCCCAGGAGAUGCUCCUCUGGAACCUCCUGUCCUUGGCAUCGUAUCUGGAGGGCGAAGGUCACCUGGACGCUCCUACAAACGUCAGCGGUCAUCCCGCAGUGGGAGCAAAAGCCAAGGUGAAGAUGAGGCUGAAGUUGGUGAAACGCCAUCAUCACAACCGGAGGCUGUACACGAGGUCACCCCGCUGGGUACACCGCCCACUCUGUCUCUGGUCGGAGUCGGUCGUCGUACGUCUGUUCUGUUUAAGAAAGCUAAAAAUGGGGUACGAAUGGGGAAGACAAAAUCCACACUACAACAGAAUGGGAAAACACCUGAGGAGAAAACAAACGGUUUGGAUAGCAACCCUGCUAGCCCAAAGUCACCCAGUGUGACCAACGUCACCACUUUACCUCCCACUCCAAACGCUUCCCCGACCCCUCCCUCACCUUCCUCACACCACCUGCGGUCCAGAGGACACAGCUCCGAAAGUGAAGCCGAAAAACUCCCUCCACCACCCAGAGAAGGAGGCCUGCCAAAUGGAAAGCACGUCCUAGCUGACCAGGAUGAAGAACAAAAACUAAAUGGUUCUCCUCCAAAACGAAGUCGUGGUAAACCUGCACUGGCUAAAGUCCCAAACAGUGAGAAUGGAGACACCUCUGCGUCUGGAACGUCUACACUUCUGUCUUUAGAUAGUGAGACCGAGCUAACACCCUUGGACCUGGUUUGGGCUAAAAGCAGGGGCUAUCCAUCGUACCCAGCUAUGAUUGUUGACCCAGACAUGCCCCAGGAAGGGCUCCUUCACAACGGCAUUCCCAUCCCAGUGCCUCCUGUGGAGGUGCUCAAACUGGGCGAGUUGAGAGAAACGGAAGAAGGCGAAAAGCUCUUCCUCGUGCUCUUCUUUGACACCAAAAGAACGUGGCAGUGGCUCCCUCGGAACAAACUUCUGUCGCUGGGGAUGGAUGACACUGUAGAUAAACUCCGCCUAAUGGAAGGAAAGAAACCAAGUGUUCGCAAGUCUGUACACACCGCAUACGACCGGGCCAUGGCGCAUUUAAACCACGUGAGAGGAAAUCUUAACUUCACUCCCUCCAAUUUUAUAUAAUUUUAGUUUCAGGAUUUUAUGAUCUUAAAACAGGCUGCCUGGUUAGAUGUACAAAGCUUAAUCCAUGCUCCUAAAAAGGUGGGAACGUUAGAAAAGAAUAUAUAUUCCAACAGCUUCUUCAUUAAACUGUAUGUGUAUUUUUUAAAAGGGGGGGGGAGUUGCUUGUAGACAUUUUCCUCGACAAAUUUGCUAAUUUAUUCCUGUAAUUAUUAAAAAAAAAAGAUUUUACACAACCAUUGUUACGAUGUGUUCAUAUCAAGUUCUUAUUUAAGGCCAAAGUGAGCGGAGACUGAAGAGUGAGAGAGAGAGAGAGAGAGUGUAAAAUAUUUAAUUGUCAAAGGGAUCGUCUUGAUUCAGAAUAUAUUUAGAUUGUAUUUGCAAUUCAAAUGUCACUGUGUUUUAAUGAAUUGUAAAAGUCCCACAUGAUGCUCACGUCAUACCUGGACACUACUGAUGACAAGUUCUAUUUUUGUUUUUUAAAUGAACUCUUGGUGGAUUUAGUUGUAUUACAUUAACAUUUUCCUUAAUACAUUUUUAAAUAGAGCUACAAUGCAUUAUUGAUUAGUCAUUAAUUCCAUCAAUUUUAAACUUAUUUUGAUCGUUUGAUUGGUCGAGUUAUUCUCAAGAAAAAGUUUGAAAUUCCAUUCAUCCAGGUUUUAACACAAAACAAUUCAGUAAAUGUUAUUGGCCUUUAGGAAACACUGAUCAACAUUUCAAUAAGAGUAAUUCAAAAUAUAUUCAUUGUUACCUCAAAAUUCUCUUUGAUUUUAAAAAUAUAAUUUUAAAGGACGCUUACUGCUGACAUUGACAUGUUAAGUUCCUGCAAGAUAUGUUCAUUCAACAGUUCUGAGAACUGUUUAAAAGAAACAUUCAGAGGAGUCAGAGAAGAAUGUGCAGUGAAUAGAAAUACUGAUCGAUGUGCAAACGUCCUUGAUUCUGAGUCCAGCUAUGACGUGUUGGAGGUGGAACCUUAGAGGUCUUUGCUUAUUUUUUCCAUAUUGUGAAAACUGUCAUUUAAUUCUGGAUUGUUGGAGUCGGCGGAGCAGCUAUUUGGUUAGUAAGAUGUGAAGCCACUGCAGAGGUGGAACAGAUUGUCCUGUGGUUUAAACUACAUCUACUGUGAUCAUUCACUGAAGAACUUUGAAUAGUUUGUUUUAUCAGGCUGAAUGAGUCUUAAAGCACAAGUUCAAUCUGUUUAAAGAAAAGAAAAAAGAUUGACUGGAGGAGGAUGGCUGACUCCUGGAGCUGUCUAUGUGGCUUAAAGUGAUUUGUAUGUGUGUACAGUAUAUACAUAUGAAUAGAAGCUCAGUGUGGUAACAGGUGCAUGUGUAUAGUUCUGUAAAUAUGUAAAUGGAUGUUUAUACUGGCUUAUAUGAAGUUAUUUAAGGAAUGCAAAAAUCAAAUUUAGAUUUUAAUUUAUAAAUUGUGGCAGUCGAGAGUGUUAUUUAAAAAUUCAAAUAUUGAAAAGAUUUAUGUAUGAAUAAGUAGCUUUGUAAUAGUGGCGGUUAUUCACCAAACAUGUCCGAAACAUUAUCUAGAAGUGAAGUGUCACAGGACCUGAGCACUGUAGGCAUCGUCUACAACGAGUUUCUUUGUUUUGUUUUCUUGGGUGGCAUCGGGAGAUCUUUGAUCUUGUCAUUUGAAUUGUACUGCAAGAUCUAUUACCUGCCUGAGACAAUAUUUUCUCACACAAGAAUAAAUGCUGUUUGAAACAA
Molecule: messenger RNA, 5781 nt
Organism: Labrus bergylta (ballan wrasse)
Lineage: Eukaryota; Metazoa; Chordata; Actinopteri; Labriformes; Labridae
Gene: brpf3a
Product: bromodomain and PHD finger containing, 3a
Biological process (GO): regulation of transcription by RNA polymerase II
Cellular component (GO): MOZ/MORF histone acetyltransferase complex
Molecular function (GO): protein binding
Source: RefSeq, a predicted model, not a curated record